Messenger RNA from Telopea speciosissima, 3022 nucleotides. Its product is annotated as glutamate receptor 2.7-like. Lineage: Eukaryota; Viridiplantae; Streptophyta; Magnoliopsida; Proteales; Proteaceae. Bases 1 to 2970 code for a protein of 989 amino acids. The transcript is spliced from 5 exons. Gene Ontology annotation, molecular function: glutamate-gated receptor activity. Gene Ontology annotation, cellular component: plasma membrane. The record is from RefSeq and is a predicted model, not a curated record.
AUGAAGUACUCAGUCCAAGUUCUUUUGCCUUUCAUCUUAAUAUUCUCUCUUAGCAAAUUUGGUGUGGCUCAAAAUACAACCAUACCAUUCAAUGUUGGGGUGGUUCUUAAUUUCAAUAAACUGAUUGGGAGAAUUGGGUUGAGCUGCAUCUCCAUGGCUUUGUCUGAUUUCUAUGGCACUCACAGUUUCUACAAAACAAGACUGGUUGUCCACACCAGGGAUUCCAAGAACAGUGUGGUCCAUGCUGCUUCUAUGGCUCUUGACCUACUAAAGAACAUAGAAGUACAAGCAAUUAUUGGGCCAGAAACAUCAUCACAAGCCGAUUUUGUGAUUGAUCUUGGAGACCAAGCUCAAGUGCCCAUUAUCUCUUUCUCUGCAACAAGUCCAUCUCUUUCUUCAGCUCAAACUCCUUAUUUUGUCAGGGCUUCCCUUAGUGACUCCUCUCAGGUAAAAGCAAUUGCUUCCAUUGUCCAAGCCUUCAGAUGGAAGGAAGUUGUACUGAUAUAUGAGAAUACUGAUUAUGGUAAUGGAAUUGUACCUUAUUUGGUUGAUGCAUUUGCCGCAAUUGAUACUCGUGUUCCCUAUAGAAGUGUCCUGUCUCCUUUAGCCACCGAUGAUCGAAUUCUCUCAGAGCUCUACAAGUUGAUGACAAUGCAAACUAGAGUAUUUGUUGUUCAUAUGUCAUACUCCCUCGCCGCUCGUUUCUUUGUUAAAGCAAAGGAUGUUGGAAUGAUGAAUGAAGGAUAUGCCUGGAUUAUCACAAAUGGGCUAUCUACUCAAUUGAAUUCCAUGGAUCCCUCAAUUGUUCAUUCUAUGGAAGGUGUACUUGGUGUUGAGCCUUAUGUGCCCAUGUCUGAUAAACUUAAGAAUUUUAACAUCAGUUGGACGCAGAAAUUCCACAAGGAAAACCCUGAUAUGGAAAGAGCUACCCUCAAUACUUUUGGACUGUGGGCAUAUGAUACUGUUUGGGCACUAGCAAUGGCAGCUGAGAAAGUUGGGGCAGAGAAUAUCCACUUCCAGCACCCACAAGUUAUUGAUGGACUAUCAGACCUUUCAACUCUUGGAAUCUCUACAAUAGGUCCUAAACUUCUCCAGACAAUCUUGGAGACAAAAUUUACAGGCUUAAGUGGAGAAUUUAGCCUUGUUGAUGGACAGCUACAAUCAUCGGUAUUCCGAUUAGUCAAUGUAAUAGGUGGUGGAGGAAGGGAGAUUGGGUUCUGGACCCCAAGAAAUGGAAUUUUACGCGAAUUGAAUGCAGCUGAUACAAAAUUUUAUUCGUCUUUGAAUUUCAAUCUCGGUGCUGUCGUAUGGCCAGGAAAUUCUACUACUAUGCCUAAGGGUUGGGUAAUCCCUACAAAUGGGAAGAAAUUGAAGAUUGGAGUACCUGUGAAGGAAGGAUUUACUGAAUUUGUGAAGGUAGCAAAAGAUCCUACUACAAAUGCCUCAAUUGUCACUGGGUACUGCAUUGAUGUUUUUAAUGCUGUAAUUGGGGAACUUCCAUAUGCUCUUCCUCAUGAGUUUAUUCCAUUCAUGAAUUCUGAUGAUACAAGUGCCGGGACAUACAAUGAUUUGAUCUACCAAGUAUAUAUCCAAAAAUAUGAUGCAGUGGUUGGUGAUAUAACUAUCAGAGCCAAUCGGUCCAUCUAUGUCGAUUUUACAAUGCCAUUCACACAGUCUGGGGUAACAAUGAUAGUUCCAAUCAAAGAAGAUCAGAGGAAGAAUCUGUGGGUUUUCUUGAAGCCUUUAAAUUGGGAUCUAUGGUUUACUACUCUGGCUUUCUUCAUCUUCACAGGCUUUGUCAUCUGGGUUCUCGAACACAGAGUAAACAACGAUUUUAGGGGUUCACCUAUAAAUCAACUUGGAAUGCUCUUCUGGUUUGUCUUCUCAACAAUGGUUUUUGCACAUAAAGAGGUCUUCAGCAACUUGGCGAGGUUCGUUGUUAUCAUAUGGGUUUUUGUUGUGCUCAUCCUCACAUCAAGUUACACAGCAAGCCUAACUUCCAUGCUGACAGUUCAACAGCUUCAACCUACUGUCACAGAUGUAAAAGAGCUCAUAAGAAAUGGGGCUUAUGUGGGGUACAAACUAGAUUCAUUUGUGUUUGAGAUGCUAAAGCAAAUGAACUUUAAUGAAUCCAAGAUUAGAACCUAUGCAAGUGUAGAAGAACUGGAUGAAGCUUUAUCUAAAGGGAGUGAUAAUGGUGGUAUUGCUGCUGCUUUUGAUGAGAUCCCUUACAUGAAACUCUUUCUUUCAAAGUACUGUGACAAGUACACAAUGGUUGGACCUACAUAUAAGACUGAUGGAUUCGGCUUCGCUUUUCCAAAAGGUUCCCCUCUGGCAUCUGAUGUUUCGAGGGCAGUCUUAAAUGUAACUGAAGGAGUAAAAAUGUCGCAGAUUGAGCAAGCAUGGUUUGGGCAGGACAAUUGUCCAGACCUUAGUACCAAGGUUUCUUCAUAUAGUCUUACACUAGAUAGUUUUGGGGGAUUGUUCAUCAUCACUGGAGCUGCUUCACUGCUAGCCCUCUUCAUAUUCUUACUUUGUUUCUUUCGUAACUAUGACAACAUCAUUAGAUGUGAUGAUCCUAACACUUCUACACUGAAAAGAAUUGCUGAAAUGGCAAAAAAAUAUGAUGAGAUGGAUCCUUCCUCUCAUGACUCUAGAGUAACUAAAAAUCACAAAGAAAAUACAAGAAUUGCAUCAAGCAUUGAAGCUUCACCCAUAUCUAUUGCACCAAGUCCACCUACAAGUCCCUCCCUUAUAGACAGGUAUUGCAAUCCUUUUGGAGAAGAAGACCAAGAGCGUGCAUCAACCAGUUCCUUUGGUAUGGAUGGAAAUGUCACUCCCUUGGAAGGUCAAGGGAGUCCAUUUAGUACACACCCGAAUGUAGAUAAGAGGCAAGUUACGGAAAUAAUUUCAACUGAGAUUAUUGUUCAAGAUGGAGAGAGGCAAAGUGCCCUUGUAAUCAAUGUCUAAUUAUGUAAGUGACAGAUACAUUGAUGUAGUGAAGGUUUAUACCAUGAAACCA